CUGGUGUUGUAGGGGUCACGGAUUCCAUCCUCGGCUCAGACGCACCCAGGCCUUCUUCAAGUCACCAAACAUCAUCCCUGACACAUCCAAUUCUCUACGUCGUCCCCUGCCACAUUCAGGCUUGUGUGGGUUACCGUCAUCGUCUUCGCGCCUCCGCCAGUCACCAGAGCUCUGCGUCACCCUCAGUUUCCGUCACAGUCCCUUCAGUUCAUCCACGACACCAUACUAUAGUCACCAUGGCGCCAACCUCAGUGCGUAAGAAGGAAGGACCUGUUAACUUAAAAGAGGAGAGCACCAAGUCAUCGGAACUAUUGAACGGUAGGCGCAGAGCUGCCGUGACGAAGAGCAAGACACGCAAAGGGCACGCGUCACGGGCACACGGGCUGCAGAAGAUCGUCGGGCGAGGGUUGAGUGCGGCCGCGAAGGCAUAUGCGAUCGCCAAGACAGGCAUCAAACUCGGGGGCUUCAGUAAUAUGGUCUCCCAUGCCCUGGUCAGCACGACUCGCACGCUGCUCGGGGCACCAUGCGCAGAGCUGACUGGGAGCCGGUACCAGGCCGGGCUGAGCGUGGAGUACAAGAAAGGCGAGGAUGGUGCCAAGUGCAACGUGGCUAUUAACUUCUCCAAGACUCCAAAAAGUGGCGACGGACUGCAGCUCAGGUUUAGAUCCCCCAUCGACGCCUGCUGCAUGGCGCCCAACCAGGAGCAGCAACAAGAAGGCGCCAUAAGACAGCCCAGAUUUGUGCCAUCGUAUUCAAGAGCGCGAAUUGACGGCGACGGAAGAGUGGUGUUGUCGCCCUAUGGCAUUGAUUUCCUGGCCAUGGGGCGGGGCACAGCGGCGACGCCAAACACGAACACGCCACUGCUGAUUGAGGUUGACCCACUGUGCCAACCGAAAAGUGAACCGGCGUGUCCUGCGUUCGAAACAGUGCCUCUAGGGAAUUCCGAAACACGACAGCCGCGUGGACUGAUCAAGAGUGAGCACAUCAAGCAAGAGGUUCAACGAUAAAAGGAAGAUGCGAGUGGUAGUAUGUCACCGUACCGAAAAGUGAGCCGGCGAGCCUUGCGUUUCAAACUGCGCCUAGAAUAGCGUUUCAAGGGACAAGAACAACGGCAGCAACUACACGGACGGACCGAAAAAGAAGAGAUAAGAGGAUCCAUAUAAAAUGAGGUGAUGCAAGUGGUUUUGGCAAGUGUGUAAUAUAAUAGUUUGUCUUUAAAAGUGCAGAAAGUGGCCCCUAACAUUAAACUCUAAAACAACAGCAGCGUUAGAUCAUUAAAAUAAAGAACACUAAGCACGAGGUUCCGAUGCUAAAAUGAGGACGAUGCAAGUGGUUCCAGUGUGUGUGUGUGUGUGUGUGUGUGUGUGUGUCACUAGAGCCAUAAAAAGUUGCUCAUCUUACCGCACUCUCCUCGCUGACCUUUCGCGCGGUAGCUGCAGGCAUCUUGGUGAUCGGGGGAACUCAACUAAAGGUGCGUGCCGCCGGAAAUGUGACCUGAAAGCAAAGAAAACGGCGUGUGGGUAUGGGUGUGGGUGUGGGCGUAGGUGUGGCUCUUCUGACAGCCAGAGGACACCCCGUGACACACAAUGGGUGGAGGAGAAAGUGAAUUUGAGGUUUGGUGAGACAUAAACUUGCAUGAACGAAGAAUGAAAGUUGUUGUAAAACCCACACACACGCGCUUGCUUGGUGAUGUUCGAAACUAGUGAAGAGAAGGUGCAAGUGUGUGUGUGUGUGUGUGUGUGUGUGUGUGUGUGCGUGUGCGUGUGUUAAUCCUUUCUUCCUUUAAUUUUUCUUCUCUCCCCUUUUUCUCUCCCCUCUUUCCUCUCCCCUCCUCUUCUUUUCCUCCAAUUCCUCCUCUUGUUACUCCCCUUUCUCUCCCUGUGUGUGUCGGCGGGGAUCCAGGCCAGCCUAACUGAGGUCACUCGACGCCGAAAGUAAGGCCUCGCUCUUUUUAUCUCGCUUGUGCUCCUCUCAGCCGCUUCGUCGACCCUAAUAAGCAAGAGACUGUCACUUUGAAGCCUAAGUAUAGCCGUGCGUGUUGAUUCCUUGCUGCAUUGUUUUAGUGAAUGUUUUAAGAAUGCUACUGCGGUCUAGUCAGUUGGUUUCAAAGGACUAGAAAAAAAACUUGCCUAAAUGUGUGUUAAUUAUAUGCUGUGAAGUAAAAUUUUAGUGAAAGUUUUGAGUAUGCUGCUGCAGUCACGAGUCUAGUCAGUGUUUUAAAGAAUUACAAGAAAAAAAAAAAAAAACCGGACAUCUUUGAAGCUUUGCCUUGCACGUGGACUGAGUGCUACAAGAAGGAAAGGAACACUAACCUAAAUGUUGCUUUUCCAUCUUUGCUACAGUAGGAGUCUCUGGUCAGUGUUUUAACGAAUAUUUUAAUGACAUUUACAACUAAUAAAAAACGUACGUGAUUA
This is a messenger RNA of Eriocheir sinensis (Chinese mitten crab), 2414 nucleotides long. RefSeq lists its product as uncharacterized. The coding region runs from base 237 to 1007 and encodes 256 amino acids. The record is from RefSeq and is a predicted model, not a curated record. The transcript is spliced from 3 exons. Lineage: Eukaryota; Metazoa; Arthropoda; Malacostraca; Decapoda; Varunidae.